AUGGUAUCAUUGCAGUCCUUGUUGGGUUUACCACAGCACUGUAAAUUCAGCAGAAAGAAAAAUAUUCAUAAUCCAUGGGCUCUUAGGACUUCUGUAGAUGCACUUUGGCGUCAUGUCAAAAACCUUUCUGUUUCUCUUUCCUUUCUAGCUGCUUUCCUCACACAGACAGUCUGCCUGGAUGAUACAACAGUAAAGUUUGAGAUUUGGGACACAGCCGGACAGGAGCGAUAUCAUAGCCUGGCCCCUAUGUACUACAGAGGAGCCCAGGCAGCCAUUGUCGUCUAUGACAUUACUAACACAGACACAUUCACUAGAGCAAAGAACUGGGUGAAGGAGUUGCAGCGUCAGGCGAGUCCAAAUAUCGUUAUUGCUCUGGCCGCCAACAAGGCAGACCUGGCCAACAAGAGAGCUGUUGACUUUGAGGAGGCGCAGGCAUACGCAGACGACAACAGCCUACUCUUCAUGGAGACGUCUGCAAAGACCGCCAUGAACGUGAACGAGAUCUUCAUGGCUAUCGCCAAGAAGCUUCCGAAGAACGAACCGCAGGGUGGAGCAGGGAGUGGCGGACGGGCCAGAGGAGGGGUCGACUUACAGGAGACAGCACCUCAGGGCAGAAGCGGCCACUGCUGUGGAGGCGGCAACUAACCAUCGGACCAAUCAGCUGGCAGAUGCACCCAAGGACUGAUACAGACACACAAACACAGUAUGAAUCCAUAGUGUGAGAUCCAUUCACUUAUGACCCAGCUCUAAACUAUGGCCAGUUAGACUGUACCAUACAGCUUCAGAACUGGAAACUGGCCAUUGAUACCCUUGUAAAUCAACACGUUAAUGUUUCAACCAGUUAUUCCUCCCAAAAACAGUACAUGCACAUUCAUAUACAAACACAAGCUACGACAUGUCUCUGCCAUCUAUGGUUUUCAAAGUUAUUCAAUUUGUCUUGUGUAGAGUUUGACAAAGCAAAAAGAGACAAACAUGUGAUCAGAUCUAACCAAUCACGCUUAAGUCAAAAGAAAUUCCAGACUGCUGCUGGUGGAAAAACAAGUUGUCUCUCCUUUGUAUUUCCUUAUCCUCAUUUGCUCGUUUGAAUGAAAAAUUUAGUGGCGACGCCACUAUUCAGACUCGCUCUCCCUUUUGGUGGAUGCAUACUGCCAGUAUUGAGUUACACCUCAUCUUUCUCCUGCUCUCCUUGAUCACAUGUCUCCUUUGUCGGAGAGAGGAAAGAUCGGAGAUUGAGAAAACAGGCUAUUUUCCAUCUAUGUCAGGCUGUUCUGUAGAUCCUGUAUUAUUUCUAUUUUAUUAGUCUCUCAGACGUCCACUACUCCAGCACAAAUGAAACCAGUAUAUGAUUUGAUAGGCUAGACUUCUUUUCUAAUCGUUUGCAUAUAUUUACUUGUAUAUCGAAAAUGCAUUAACAGGUGGUAUAACUCCAAUUUGGUUUAGUUUUUUUCCCUUUGCAUUAAUGAAAUGUUUUUGAAAUCAGACUUGGAAAAAAUACAUAUAAAUGACACGAGGCAAAAUCAGCCACCUCUGACCAAUAUCACAAAUAUAUACGAGGGGGAAAAAAGAUAAUGUUGCUGUUUUUGUACUCUUGUUUUUUGUUUUUUUCCUGUGAAUAUGACCCCAAUCAUUAACCAUUUCAAUUCAGCACCUUUGUAAGAAUUUACUUGUUUUUUUACUUAUGGUCUCUUAGAGUGCACUGGGUAUUUCUUUGUCCUCUGACAACAUGUCAUUUUCUGUCAAUAUUGUUCCCUUCUGUUUAAUGUCGCAGGA
This is a messenger RNA of Sinocyclocheilus grahami, 1770 nucleotides long. RefSeq names its product ras-related protein Rab-5C-like. The record is from RefSeq and is a predicted model, not a curated record. Gene Ontology annotation, molecular function: GTP binding; GTPase activity. NCBI's taxonomy places the organism in Eukaryota, Metazoa, Chordata, Actinopteri, Cypriniformes, Cyprinidae. The coding region runs from base 1 to 645 and encodes 214 amino acids. The transcript is spliced from 5 exons.